AUGUCGUCCUCCGUGACCCAGAACACUCACGGGGACUCACCUCGCCGCCAGGCUAGCUCAGGCAGCAGCGAGAAGGGGGGCACAACCGGGUCGUCCUCGACCAGGCAGCGGAGAAAGUACGGCAUGCCCGUGGGGCAUGUAGACGCGGAGGUGCUCAGGUCAAGACUAGUAUCGGUAGCACCGGCUCAGUGUCGUGGUAACCCAGACGCUCUGGUGUUCACACACUCUACCAGGGCCCAAGAACGCAGGAGGGCGGGUCAAAAACCAAUGCUGCUGGAGAUACUGCCCGUGUUGAAGAAGUACCAGGACCAGAAGCACCCUGAGUUCAUCUACAAGCAGAACCGGGAGAGGCUGAUCCAGUCAGGCUGGAAGCCCCCCACAGCCUCUCCCCUUGGGGUGGCGUGGCAGGACGAGCCCCAAGAGAGCUCCAGCCUGCACCUUCCUGAGCUGCCCGUGCACGUCAGGGACAAACAGGUGCGUCAUGACCAGAGCGCGCUCUGUGGCCCCACCCCCCCCAAACGCCCCCGCUCUGCCAAGACCCCCUCCGGCGCUCCUUUCCGCCACAGCCCCUCUCUCGGGGAGUCCGCUCAGCCCCUCCAGUUCGACUCGGCCGAGGAGGUGGUCCGUGCCAACAUCCGCUCCCCCGCUGACAUCGUCCAGGUCAUCAGAGACAACCCCCACCUAGGCUUCCUGUACAUGACCUCGGCAGUGCCCAAGUCCUCCAUCAAAUAUGACGCCUACAACCUCAAGAUCGUGACGUAUGAGAACAUCAACAAGCAGGACUACUACAUCGUCAGCCAGCAGGGCGUGACCUCCAUGUGCGACGGCCAGGUGGAGUUUGUGCCCCUGGAGCGCUGGCAGCAGGAGUACCAGCGGCAUCGGCGCCUGCUGCGCAUCCCCACCUUCGUCCUCUUCAGGAAGUGGAAGGCGUUCCGCGUGUGGAGGACCAACGUGCGCUCCAAGAAGUUCAACAAGUGCAAGAAGUCUCUCCGGGAGCGCCUGUUCAUCGUCAACGAGUCUUUGCGUCCUGCUCUGAUCCACAUCAGGGAGAUGUGCUACAGGAUCAGUGACAUGGGCCUGUGCUGCAUUGACAAAGAGCACACGUACACUCUGGAGGACUUCCAGGAGGCCCAGUACAAACAGCUGCAGGAGGUAGCGUCUCGUUUAAAAGAUUUCAGAGAACUGGUAAAGGAGGUGACCAUGAGUGCGUGUCGCACGACCAUGCUGGAAGCAGGAUACACACCUGACUACAGCAGCUAUGAUGGAGGUGAGGAGACAGAGAGUAAGCCUUCUCCUGAGAUGGAUGUGUUUGAGGAGGAUGCAGAGAAGAUGAGCUACACAGAGCAGGCCAACAAAAGAUACCACUGCAGACGUCUCACCUGUUUCGUCCGACUGGCAGACUACCUGAUAGUGAACACCAUGCAUAUCCUGGUGGUCAACUCUGUGGCCGGGCUGCUGGCGGUGCUGCAGGAGCAGAUCAGCUGCACCCCCACGCACGCUGUCAUCCACAGCUGGGCUGACCCCGACGCUGGAGCCGCCGUCCCCGAUGCCAGGAGCAACAUCGCCCCUCCCCUGCAGCCCAUGUUCAUGUCCGAGCUCAUGCUGGAGACCCACGCUCUGACCUACGAACCCUCCCUCGACCAGUUCCAGGAGUGUGUAGCAGAGAUCAUCUCUCAGUUCCACGAGACGGUACUCUCCCUGGAGACGUUGGUCCCUGACUCGUACUUUGAUGCCUUCACUCAGCCCAUGAUCAGUAACAAGAUAGAGGAGAAGGUGUGCGGAGAUGGUCCCAGUCUGGAGUCCAUGCUUGAAGAUGACAAACACCUCACGACCAUCGUGCUCAACAUCAAGCAAUCGCUCCAGUUUGCCUUUGACUCGGCCAGCGUGUACGCACGCACCUUCGAGCGCUUCCGUCUCAUCUACCGGGAGAACGAGAGCCUGGACCUGGACAACCUCCGGGAGCAGGACCACGGGGUGGCGUUCUUUGCGGAGAGCCUGGAGAAGUACCACCGGGAGCAUAAGGAGGCCCUGGCCAUCAAGCAGAAGAGACACCUGGGCAUGCUGCUGGUGGACACCACCCAGCUGAAGGGCAAGCUCAUCCCCUCCCCCCUCAGGUGUCUGGAGGCCAUCAACGACAUGCUCCCCCUGCUGGCUAAGAGGAAGAUAGACGCCGUCAUCGCCGAAGCCCAGGACGCCCAGUUCAAGCUGGAGUUCGGCCCCACGGCGACCACCGAGUUUGUCAACUCCCUCACCUUCCUGGAGGAGGUCCAGGAGAGGAUCGUGGUGCUGGACCAGCAGACAGAGACCGUGACUGAGAUGUACAAGCUGAUUGGCCUGUACUCCGUGCCCACGCCCCCCGAGGACUUUGCCGUGUACGCCACGCUCCACCCCUCCAUCACCUCGGUGAAGAACGCCAUCGACAAGGCGGUGGGCGAGAGGGACGCCAACGUGGACAAGUUCUGCAGCCACCUGCAGAAAGACAUCACCGAGCUCAACCUGGAGGUCAGGAGGGUGCAGCAGCAGGCCCAGGACCGUCAGAUCCUGGACAUCGAGGCAGAUCGGCCCAAGCUGCGCCUGCUGCUGAAUGAGAUCCAGAUCUCCAUAGACGAGCUGCAGGCCCAGGCCUUCACCUACAGGUCCUACCAGAAGAACUUCAAGGUGGAGGUGACCAAGUACGAGGCCCUGGAGGAGCUGAGUGCGGAGGUCAAGCUCAAGCACCUGCUGUGGGACUCUCUGGAGGAGUGGGACCUCCUGCAGGCUGGAUGGAUGGAGUGUAAGUUUGAGGAGCUGGACCCAGAGCAGCUGAGCAUCCAGGUCAACAAGUACGCCAAGUCAGUGAAUCAGCUGGAGAAGGGCCUGCCCCCCAACAACGUGGUGCCCCACCUCAAGGAGAAGGUGGAGGCCAUGAGGGAGAAGUUGCCGGUGGUGACGGACCUGCGUAACCCGUGUCUGAAGGGCCGUCACUGGGAGAUGCUGGAGGCUGUCGUAGAGGCCAGCCUCACUGAGGAGCCUCUCACUCUGGCCUCACUGGAGCAGCUCAACAUCUUCCACUACACCGUUGAGAUCCAGGAGGUGUCUGGCCAGGCCUCAGGAGAAGCUUCCCUCGAGACCAUCCUCAAGAAGGUGGAGGACUCAUGGAAGACCACCGAGUUUGCGGUCCUCUCCCACCGGGAGACCAAAGACGUCUUCAUCCUGGGAGGGACGGACGACAUCCAGGUGUUCCUGGAUGACAGCACCAUUAACAUGGCCACGGUGGCAUCGUCGCGCUACGUGGGACCCAUCAAGGCCAGAGUAGAUGACUGGCAGAGACAGCUGGCCCUGUUCAGCCAGACCCUGGAAGAGUGGUUGACGUGUCAGCGUAACUGGUUGUACCUGGAGAGCAUCUUCAGUGCCCCGGACAUCCAGAGACAGCUGCCCGCUGAGGCCAAGAUGUUCCUGCAGGUGGACAAGUCCUGGAAGGAGAUCAUGAGGAAGGUCAACAGACUGCCCAACGCUCUGAGGGCCGCCACACAGCCCGGUACACACACACUCCUGUCUCUGAAGAGGGAGAACCCUCACCUAAGUGAGGACGUGGUUCUGAUCCGGGCCCUGAGAGAUGCUAACCUGCCCAAGUUCCUCACAGAUGACACUGUUCUGUUCAGCGGUAUCCUGUCUGACCUGUUCCCUGGGGUGUGUAUCCCGGAGCACGACUACGGCAUCCUCCACUCCACCAUCCUGGAGUCACUCACGCUCCGCAACCUGCAGCCGCUCGCCACCAUGACUAACAAGGUCAUCCAGCUGUAUGAGACCAUGAUCGUGCGUCACGGCGUGAUGCUGGUGGGCCCCACGGGCGGGGGCAAGACCACGGUGUACACCGUGCUGGCCGACACCCUGGAGACCCUCCAUCGCCUGGGCUACGGCGCCAACAACCCCUUCUACCUGCCCGUCAAGACCUACAUCCUCAACCCCAAGUCUGUCACUAUGGGGGAGCUGUACGGAGAGGUGAACAUCCUGACCCUGGAGUGGCGGGACGGCCUGAUGGCCCUGAGCGUGCGCGCGGCGGUCAACGACACGAGCGAUGACCACAAGUGGAUCGUCAGCGACGGGCCGGUGGACGCCCUGUGGAUCGAGAACAUGAACACGGUCCUGGACGACAACAAGAUGCUGUGUCUGGCCAACAGCGAGAGGAUCAAGCUGACGCCCUCCAUACACAUGGUGUUUGAGGUCCAGGACCUUGCGGUGGCAUCCCCAGCCACAGUGAGUCGAUGUGGGAUGGUCUACAUCGACUCUGAGGAGCUCAAGUGGACCCCCUACGUCAAGACAUGGAUCACUAGACUAGGCAAAAAGUUCCCAGAGAGGGUGCGUGCCUACCUGCUGGAGCUGUUUGACCAGUACGUGGAGCGCGGCCUGCAGUUUAUCCAGCGACGCUGCGUCCAGGCCAUGGGCCAGGUGGACAUCAGCAAGGUCACCUCCCUCUGCUGCCUGCUGGAGGCUCUGCUGCUGGGCAGCGGGGGCCCCGACCUCGGCAUGGAUGCCAAGCACCUCAACAGCGUGGUGUGCCAGACUUUUGUGUUCUGCUACCUGUGGUCUGUGGGGGGCAACGUGACGGAUGACUACUGGGACGCCUUCGACAGCUUCGUCCGCCAACAGUUUGAGGACAACAGCGAUGCCAAGCUGCCCAGCUCGGGGGACCUGUGGAGCGUGUACAUGGACUUCUCCACCAAGCGCCUGGAGCCGUGGGAGAGGGUGAUCCCUGCGUUCCGCUACGACCGCGAGCUGCCCUUCUUCGAGAUGCUGGUGCCCACCACCGACACGGUGCGCUACGGCUACCUGAUGGAGAAGCUGCUCUCCGUCAGACACUCAGUGCUCUUCACCGGGAUCACCGGCGUGGGCAAGUCGGUGGUGGCGCGUGGCCUGCUCAACAGCAUUCAGGAGAGGGAGGGCUACGUCCCCGUCUACAUCAACUUCUCUGCCCAGACGUCCUCAGCACGCACACAGGAGAUCAUCGAGUCCAAACUGGAGAAGAAGAGGAAGAACAUCCUGGGUAGCCCGGGUAACAAGAAGAUAGUGAUCUUUGUGGACGACCUGAACAUGCCCAAGUUGGACACCUAUGGCUCUCAGCCCCCUAUAGAGCUGCUCAGGCAGUUCCAGGACUUCCAGGGCUUCUACGACCGGGAGAAGUUCUUCUGGAAGGAGAUCCAGGACAUGACCAUCGCGGCGGCGUGCGCCCCGCCUGGGGGCGGCCGGAACCCCGUGUCCCCUCGCUUCAUCCGUCACUUCAGCAUGCUGUGUCUGCCCACGCCCUCGGAACACUCCCUCAAACAGAUCUUCAAGGCGAUCCUGGGAGGUUUCCUCAGUGACUUCACCCAGGCUGUGAGGAGCUGUACGGCCAGCAUCGUGGACGCUGCCGUGGAGAUCUACCAGCGCAUGAGCGUGGACCUGCUGCCCACGCCCGCCAAGUCCCACUACGUCUUCAACCUCCGAGACCUGUCCAAGUGUGUCCAGGGUAUGCUUCAGUGUGAGUCAGGGACGGUGCGUGACCAGAACCAGGUGUUCAGGCUCUUCUGUCACGAGUGCCAGCGUGUCUUCCACGACCGCCUCAUCAACAACGAGGACAAAACCUACUUCAACACCAUGGUGUCGGAGAUGGCCACCAAAUACUUUGGCUUCAACUUGGAACCCUCGUACUUUGUGACCAAGCCGAUCAUUUUUGGAGAUUUCAUCAAGGUGGGGGCUGAGAAGGCUGACCGGCUGUAUGAGGACCUAACAGACCCAGACAAGAUCCGCGGCGUGCUGCAGGACUACCUGGACGACUACAACCUGACCUUCUCCAAGGACACCAAGCUGGUCUUCUUCCAGGAUGCCGUGGAACACGUAUCCAGGAUAGCGCGCAUGAUCCGCCAGGAGCGCGGCAACGCCCUGCUGGUGGGCGUGGGCGGCACGGGGAAGCAGUCCCUGACGCGGCUGGCGUCGCACAUGUGCGGCUACCGCUGCUUCCAGAUCGAGCUGAGCCGCGGCUACAGCUACGACAGCUUCCACGACGACCUGCGCAAGCUUUACAAGAUGGCCGGCGUGGAGGGCAAGGACAUGGUGUUCCUCUUCACCGACACACAGAUCGUGGUAGAGGGCUUUCUGGAGGAUGUAAACAACAUCCUGAACUCGGGCGAGGUUCCCAACCUGUUUGAGAAGGAUGAGCUGGAGUAUGUUCUGGCUGCUACGCGACCCAAAGCCAAGGAGGCUGGAAUCAACGAGGGCAACAGGGACGAGGUGUUCCAGUUCUUCAUCUCCCGGGUGCGUGAGAAGCUGCACAUCGUGCUCUGCAUGAGCCCUGUGGGCGACGCCUUCAGAUCCCGCUGUCGGAUGUUCCCCUCCCUGGUCAACUGCUGCACCAUCGACUGGUUUGUCCAGUGGCCUCGUGAGGCUCUCCUCUCUGUCUCCCAGACCUUCUUCAGGAACGUGGAGUUCGGCAGCGAGGCCAUGAAGCAGAGCUUCUCAGAGAUGUGCGUGGAGAUCCACGUGAGCGUCACCGACAUGGCCGAGCGCUUCUACUCAGAGCUGCGGCGCCGCUACUACACCACGCCCACCUCCUACCUGGAGCUCAUCAACCUGUACCUUACCAUGCUGGGGGAGAAGAGGCUGCAGCUCGUGGCUGCCCGUGACAGAGUCAAGAACGGCCUGACCAAGCUGCUGGAGACCAACGUGCUGGUGGACAAGAUGAAGGUGGACCUGUCUGCCCUGGAGCCCGUCCUCAAGCAGAAGUCCAUCGACGUCAACGCCCUCAUGGAGAAGCUGGCCGUCGACCAGGAGAGCGCUGACACGGUGCGUAAAGUGGUGAAAGAGGACGAGGCCCUGGCCAAGGUGAAGGCCGAGGACACCCAGGCCAUCGCUGACGACGCCCAGCGGGACUUGGACGAGGCUCUGCCGGCGCUGGACGGAGCCAACAAGGCCCUGGACGCCCUGGACAAGGCUGACAUCUCAGAGAUCAGGGUCUUCACCAAGCCCCCCGACAUGGUCAUGACUGUCAUGGAGGCCAUCUGCAUCCUGCUAGGCAGCAAGCCAGACUGGCCCAGUGCCAAGCAGGUUCUGGGCGAUUCCUACUUCCUCAAGCGUCUGAUGGACUACGACAAGGACAACAUCAAGCCGCAGAUCCUGCAGAAGCUGCAUAAAUACAUCAGCAAUCCAGACUUCAUCCCAGAAAAGGUGGAGAAGGUAUCCAAGGCCUGCAAGUCUAUGUGUAUGUGGGUCCGGGCAAUGAACCUUUACUCAAGGGUCCUGAAGGAGGUUGGACCCAAGAGAGAAAAGCUGGCCGGAGCACAGGCGGAACUGGACGCCACCAUGUCCACUCUCAGGGCGAAGCAGGCACAGCUGCAGGAGGUGCAGAACCAGAUCAAGAUCCUCCAGGACCAGUUUGAAAGCAGCGUGGCAGAGAAGGAGGGCCUGGCUAAGACCAUGGCGCUGACGGAGGCUCGCCUGGGGAGGGCGGGGAAGCUGACGGCUGCCCUGGGGGACGAGCAGGUGCGCUGGCAGGAGAGCAUCACCCUGUUUGAGCAGGAGAUCAACAACGUGGUGGGCAACGUGUUCAUCGCUGCUGCCUGCGUGGCCUACUCCGGGGCCUUCACCUGGCACUACCGCCAGCUGCUGAUUGAGCAGUGGAUGGCGCGCUGCCUGGAGCUGGACAUCCCCAUCAGCGCCAGCUUCAGCCUCAUCAACAUCCUGGGUGACGCCUACGAGAUCCGCCAGUGGAACGCCGACGGGCUGCCCCGCGACUCCGUCUCCACAGAGAACGGCAUCAUGGUGACCCGUGGCCGGCGCUGGCCCCUCAUGAUCGACCCCCAAGAUCAGGCCAAUCGCUGGAUCCGCUCCAAAGAGACCAAGAAUGGACUGAAGGUGAUCAAGCUGACGGACUCGGGCUUCCUGCGGACACUGGAGAACGCCAUCCGUAUGGGCAUGCCCGUGCUGCUGGAGGAGCUGAAGGAGACGGUGGACCCGGCCCUGGAGCCCAUCCUGCUGAAGCAGACGUUCGUGUCGGGGGGGCGCACCCUCAUCCGCCUGGGAGACUCUGACAUCGACUACGACAAGAAGUUCAGGUUCUACAUGACCACCAAGAUGGCCAACCCCCACUACCUUCCUGAGGUGUGUAUCAAGGUGACCAUCAUCAACUUUACUGUGACCAAAUCUGGGCUGGAAGACCAGAUUCUCAGUGACGUGGUGCGUCUGGAACGCCCAGACCUGGAGGAACAGAGGAACCAGCUGAUCGUGCGCAUCAACGCCGACCGCAACCAGCUGAAGGCCAUCGAGGACCGCAUCCUCAAGCUGCUGUUCCACUCCAAGGGAAACAUCCUGGACAACGAGGAACUGGUGCAGACCCUCCAGGAGUCCAAGGUGACGUCAGAGGCCAUCAAGCAGCGUCUGGAGGAGGCCGAGGCCACGGAGCUGAUGAUCAACGCCGCCAGGGAGCGCUACCGCCCCGUGGCCACGCGCGGCUCAGUCAUGUACUUUGUCAUCGCCAGCCUCUCUGAGAUCGACCCCAUGUACCAGUUCUCCCUCAAGUACUUCAAACAGCUGUUCAACAGCACCAUCGAGGGCUCUGCAGUGAGCAGCGUGCUGGAGCAGCGCCUGCAGACCCUGCUGGAGCAGACCCUGCUCUCCUCCUACACCAACGUGUCCCGCGGCCUGUUUGAGCAGCACAAGACCAUCUACAGCUUCAUGCUCUGCGUGGACAUCAUGAGGCAGCGCGGGGACGUCUCCGACGCCGAGUGGCAGCACUUCCUGAGAGGGGCGCCGCCCAUCGAUAAGCCUCAGCCAGCCAAGCCCAGCGUGCCCUGGCUGUCUGACUUCACCUGGCAGACCUGCUGUGAGCUGGAGGACACACUGCCAGUGUUCAGGGGAAUCACCCAAGAGAUCACUGCCACCCCCAUCCACAUCCAGCUAGGGCGCCUGGACGCCCAGAUCAACCCAGAGAGCUGGGAGGGCUACGUGGCAAAGCUGCCCCCCCUGGGUCCCCAGCCCCCUGACGACCAGGAGCAGGCUGGGGAGGUCCGGGGCCACUGGAACGAGAGGCUGGGGGCCUUCCAGAAGCUGGUCCUCAUCAAGAGCUUCAUGGAGGAGAAGGUGGUGUCUGCGGUGACAGAGUUUGUGAUCGUCAGCCUGGGGAAGCAGUUUGUGGAGAACCCCCCCGUGGACCUGGCCACCCUGUACAGCGACAUGUCCCCCUCCACCCCUCUGGUGUUCAUCCUCAGCACGGGCUCCGACCCCAUGGGCGCCUUCCAGCGCUUCGCCAAGGAGAGGGGCUCCCUGGACAGGGUUGAGUCCAUAUCUCUGGGUCAGGGCCAAGGCCCCAUAGCGGAGAAGAUGAUCCAGGAGGCCCUGAAAACUGGAAACUGGAUAUUCCUCCAGAACUGCCAUCUGGCUGUCUCCUGGAUGCUGGCCAUGGAGGAACUCAUCAAGACCUUCACCGAACCUGACACGUCCAUCCAUGAUGACUUCCGCCUGUUCCUCAGCUCCAUGCCCACCAAAGUGUUCCCUGUCACCGUGCUCCAGAACUCUGUCAAGGUGACCAACGAGCCUCCCAAAGGUCUCCGUGCCAACGUGCGGCGAGCCUUCACAGAGAUUACAGGCAGCUUCUUUGAGGAGCACAUCCUGGGGCGCAGGUGGAGGAAGAUCAUCUUCGGAGUCUGCUUCUUCCACGCCAUCAUCCAGGAGAGAAAGAAGUUUGGCCCACUGGGCUGGAACAUCCGCUAUGAUUUCACGGACAGCGACAGAGAGUGUGGCCUGCUCAACCUCAACCUGUACUGCCAGACAGGCAGUAUCCCAUGGGACGCCCUGGUCUACAUCACUGGUGAGAUCACGUACGGGGGCAGGGUGACAGACGCCUGGGACCAGCGCUGUCUCCGCACCAUCCUCAAAGGCUUCUUCUCCCCCGAUACUCUGGAGGAGGGCUACACCUACUCUACAUCAGGUAUCUACUAUGCCCCCGAGGCAGACAGUCUGAGUGACUACAGACAGUUCAUCGAGAGCCUGCCCAUCAUUGACGACCCAGAGAUAUUUGGCAUGCAUGAGAACGCCAACCUGGCCUUCCAGCGCCAAGAGACCAUGACUCUGAUCAACACCAUCCUGGAGGUGCAGCCUCGCUCCUCCGCCAGGGGCGGAGCCAAAAGUAAUGAUGAGAUUGUCCAUGAGCUGGCAGACUCUAUACUGGCCAAGAUACCAGAGCACCUGGACAUGGAGGAGGCUACAGAGGUCUUAUUUGUCCGGGACGCCAAAGGGCGUCUCAACUCCCUCACCACGGUCCUGGGCCAGGAAGUAGACCGCUUCAAUAACCUGCUGAGGGUGCUCAGGGUGUCUCUGUCCACGCUCCAGAAGGCCAUAGCAGUGGUGGUGAUGUCAGAGGAGAUGGAGAGAAUCUACAACAGCUUCCUCAACAACCAGGUGCCUAACCACUGGGCCAGCUCCGCCUACCCCUCACUCAAACCCCUGGGCUCCUGGGUGAGAGACCUGGCUCUCAGGACCUCCUUCAUACAGAGUUGGAUCAUACGAGGUCAGCCCAGAUCCUUUUGGAUCUCUGGACUCUUCUUUCCUCAAGGAUUCCUGACUGGGGCACUGCAGAACCAUGCCAGGAGCUACAACCUCCCCAUCGACGAGCUCAACUUCCGCUUCAACCCGGUGCCCAUCUACCGUGACCAGAACGCUGUCAGCGAGGCCAUGAGGACCCUCGCCCCCGGGGCCGAGCUAGACAUGGACGCCGAGUUGCCUGAGCCGAAGGACGGCGUGCUGGUGCACGGCAUGUUCAUGGACGCCAGCCGCUGGGACGACGAGAACAUGUUGGUGGAGGACGCCCUGCCGCGGGUGAUGAACGCCACGCUGCCCGUGUUUCACUUUGAACCGCAGCAGAACUACGUCCCUGAGCCCGACCUCUACCACGCUCCACUGUACAAGACCUCAGCCAGGGCUGGCACUCUGUCCACUACAGGUCACUCCACCAACUUCGUGGUGACCGUGAUGCUGCCGUCCAAUCGGCCGAGCGACUACUGGAUCUCUAAGGCCUCAGCCCUGCUGUGCCAGCUCAAUGAGUGACCCGUCUCCACAUCGAAUACACACACACACAGAUACACAGACAGACAAAGCACCCAUUGUAAACAGAGACUGUCUGUCUCCCUCCACAGUCCCCAAGCCGACA
Molecule: messenger RNA, 11155 nt
Organism: Hypomesus transpacificus
Lineage: Eukaryota; Metazoa; Chordata; Actinopteri; Osmeriformes; Osmeridae
Gene: dnah6
Product: dynein, axonemal, heavy chain 6
Biological process (GO): microtubule-based movement
Cellular component (GO): dynein complex
Molecular function (GO): dynein intermediate chain binding; dynein light intermediate chain binding; ATP hydrolysis activity
Source: RefSeq, a predicted model, not a curated record